Molecule: messenger RNA, 429 nt
Organism: Dictyostelium purpureum
Lineage: Eukaryota; Evosea; Eumycetozoa; Dictyosteliales; Dictyosteliaceae
Exons: 3
Coding region: 1-429 (142 amino acids)
Source: RefSeq, a predicted model, not a curated record
AUGGAAAAUUUAAAAGAAAAAAAUUGUAAUAAUUUAAAUGUUAGAAGGAAGGUGCACCUUCAGAUAAAAUUUGGUAAUAAGAGAUGCAAAGCUACCUCAACUGUAUGGACAAUGGGCCCCGACGACUGUUUUUUAUGUAAUGGUUGCGGGCAACAGUACCAAACUCUGACAAAUAUUUUCAAUAUAUACAAGGGUGAUAUUAGAUACCUCGUGUAUAUAGACCCAUUACCAUUUAUAACAUCGACUUUCAUGGCUGGGACAUCUCUUUCAAUUUUCGAAUUAGAAUUAGUCAUAAGGGCUUUUCCCAGUAUUAUCAAAGAUCAUAAUAACAUAUUUUCUUUUGAAAAUACAGGGUUGCUUUUUAUAACCGAUGGAAAUAUUUUUACAGUAAAAAUAAGAAAAAGCAUUUUUAAAAUAAUUAAAAACUAA